Molecule: messenger RNA, 1820 nt
Organism: Phacochoerus africanus (Common warthog)
Lineage: Eukaryota; Metazoa; Chordata; Mammalia; Artiodactyla; Suidae
Gene: NEU2
Product: neuraminidase 2
Exons: 3
Coding region: 147-1286 (379 amino acids)
Biological process (GO): oligosaccharide catabolic process; ganglioside catabolic process
Cellular component (GO): lysosome; membrane; cytoplasm
Molecular function (GO): exo-alpha-sialidase activity
Source: RefSeq, a predicted model, not a curated record
UGUGGGAGCUGUACUAUUUUAGAAGCUGGGUUCCCAUGGCUUCUGCUCACACCCUCUGACUUCCCACCCAGGCCCUAGGAUCCAACCCAGAACAUUCCUUGAGGGAGGGGCCGUCUUUUCUGUUGCAGUGCCCACCCUCCAGCCCCAUGGCGUCCUGCCCCGUCCUGCACAAGGAGACCGUGUUCCAGACCGGAGCCCACGCCUACAGAAUCCCCGCUCUGCUCUACCUGCCUCAGCAGAAGACCCUGCUGGCCUUUGCGGAGAAGCGGGCGAGCAAGAAGGACGAGCACGCGAAGCUGAUUGUCCUGCGUAGGGGAAGCUACGAUGCGUCCACCCACCAGGUCCGGUGGCACCCGCAGGAGGCGGUGGCCCAAGCCCAGCUGGAGGGCCACCGGUCCAUGAACCCCAGCCCCUUGUAUGACAAGAAGACGGGGACCCUUUUCCUCUUCUUCAUUGCCAUCCCCGGGCAGGUGUCUGAGCACCACCAGCUCCAGACCAGGGUCAACGUGACACGGCUGUGCCAGGUCACCAGCACGGACCAUGGGAGGUCCUGGAGCCCCGCCAGAGACCUCACGGACUCCGUCAUUGGCCCGGCCCACAAGGACUGGGCCACUUUCGCGGUGGGCCCGGGCCACUGCCUGCAGCUGCACAACCAGACGCAGAGCCUGCUGGUGCCAGCCUACGCUUACCGCAACCUCCCCUUUCCGCGGGCACCCGCCCCCUCCGCCUUCUGCUUGGUCAGCCAUGACCACGGGCGCACGUGGGCACGAGGCAGCUUCGUGGCCCUGGACACCCUGGAGUGCCAGGUGGCCGAAGUCGGGGAUGCAGAACAGAGGGUGGUGUAUCUGAACGCAAGGAGCCGCCUCCGAGCCAGGGUCCAGGCCCAGAGCACCAACGACGGGCUCGAUUUUGGGGAGACCCAGCCAGUAAAGCAGCUCGUGGAGCCUCCGCACGGCUGCCAGGGGAGCAUCAUCAGCUUCCCCAGCCCCCGAGGGGGGCCGGACUCCCCACACCAGUGGCUGCUCUACACCCACCCGACUGACCCGAAGUGGAGAUCCAACCUGGGCGUGUACCUGAACCGACAGGCCCCCACGCCCUUGGCCUGGUCAGAGCCCGCCCUGCUGGCCACGGGCAGCUGCGCUUACUCAGACCUCCAGAGCAUGGGCGCCGGCCCCGACGGGUCACCCCAGUUUGGGUGUCUGUAUGAAUCAAAUGAUUAUGAGGAGAUUGUCUUUGUCAUGUUCACCCUGAAACAAGCCUUCCCAGCUGCAUUUUUGCUGCAAUGAGCCGUGAGCCCUCUGCGUGCCGCCCAAGGAGGGAGCUCCCCUCUGCCGGGCUGGGGGUUUCCUUCCUCCAUGCCCUCAUCCCACCCCCUACCCCGGCACCCCCUGGCCUUGGGAGGCAGCCUUGCAUGCUGUUCCCUUUGCUGAAAGCCCGUGCCUGCCUCUGGGCUCCUCUCCUCCUGCGAGGUCUCAGCAGGAGAAUCUAUUUUCAACCCAGACCCUGAAGGAACCUGGCUUCCUGGAGGCCCUUGGCUCAGUCUGCUGCUCCCCGCAGCGACCCAGCACUUCUGCAGCUCUUGAUAAAUGAUCUAGACCAGCCCGUUUCUUCUUAGCAAAUGCUCGGCACGUUCCUGGACAGAGAUGUCACUUAGCAGACACGUGCAUGUCUGUCCGUCUGUCUGUCUGUCUCUCUGUGUGGGUCUGAGUAACGCUUGAGAGCAGGGAGCGUGGGGACAGCUUUGCAGGGAGGUAAGGUGGGGUCUUGGAAAAUUAAAUGGGUUUAAGUCAUUGGGUUAGUUUCCUGGAGCUGCUGCAACA